Molecule: messenger RNA, 7615 nt
Organism: Danio aesculapii
Lineage: Eukaryota; Metazoa; Chordata; Actinopteri; Cypriniformes; Danionidae
Gene: mslna
Product: mesothelin a
Exons: 55
Coding region: 49-6672 (2207 amino acids)
Biological process (GO): cell-matrix adhesion
Cellular component (GO): cell surface
Source: RefSeq, a predicted model, not a curated record
ACACACACUCACCACUCCUGCUGCAGGGUUAGGGGUGUCAGUGUGAAAAUGGCACAUUUUCAGCUGUCUGUGCUGCUUGCUUUGGGAUUCAUCACACUGAUCAACGGCCAGUGUGUGGUGGACUUCCAAAAUGGCACAGUUUCCAAUAACGGUUCCUCUUGCUCUUCAUUCUCAAACACCACGCUCAACAGCACCCUCUCCUGCGCGGGCAUACAGCUCUCAGACUCCUCACAGGCCACUCUCCAAAAUCUCAAAGCAUAUACUGACGCCACCUUUGACCUCUACACAUUACUGAGAUCUAGACUUGACGCUAGCCUUGUCGUGAGCUACAUCAAUAACAUCAGGAAACAAGGCUUGGUUGCAGGCUCUUUGAGCGAUGUGGAUUUCGCAAGGCUGUGGUUUCAAGUGAAGCUCAGUCCUUUCUUGUCCUCGCUGUCCAGAGGCACGCUGUCCUGUCUCAGUCAAAGCAGUUUCACCUGCCAGAGCUUCCAAGCACUGGUUAAUGAUUUAAGCGUGCAGAUUGGUCCUGAAAGACAAAGGAUGGUGUAUCAAAACUUCAUAAAACCCUUUCUGGCAAGAAAUACAACUGACGCUGGCUGUGUGAACAGUACAAACAGCACCGGGCAAUGGCUGCUACUCAACUUUCAGUCAUUCUCUUCCAUUGCAAGCCUAGGAGAUUUCAUAGCUCUGAAACCAGACUUUAAUGGGCUGGUGGUGCUAGAUAAACUUACGCCGGAGCAGAAAGCUGAACUGAUGUUUCAGCUAGAAGCUAACUUUAGCCUGAAUGCUGAUGCUGUCAGUCAGAUCUUCCAGAGUUUCCUGCAGCCGCUCACCAACAUGACACUGAACCUGACCAGCACCAGUUCAGGGCUCCUCGACAAGAAUCUCACAGACUUUAUGCAAUAUUUGAGACCAAUGGGAAGAUUCAUCAGAUCAUGUGUGAAUAUUGCUCAGACAAGAAAUAUAAGCAGUAUUAGAAAUGAUACGAUACAGCUUCUCGUCAACUGGACUGUGAACUAUAUCAACAAACAAAUCUCAGUAAAUACUUUUAACUUCAACAACAUCAGUGGGUGGUUCCAGACCAUAGUUAUUCCUGUGGUGAACAAAUACCUGCAAUCUAACCAGACUUUGUCAGACAACACCACAGACAUAUUCAACUCGGUUUUUGCUGUUGAAGCUCAAACGGCAGAUCCUUUGGACAUCUGUACAGUCACCAUCAAUAACAGCUCUUGUCAAGUAUCACAGAAUGCAGAGAGUUUGGCCAAAACGCUUAAAUGUGUUGCUCAAACAAAUCUGAGCUUCACUGAGGAAAACCUGCAACUUCUGACUACUGAACUCUCCAAAACACUGCAGACACAGGUGACAAACUCAUCUCAAAGCAACCUCACCACCUUGUUUGGAGAGCUGCCAGCAGAACUCUUUACGACCAGAAGCCUCGGCGAUGUGAACUUUGUGAAAUUCUGGUUCCAGAUAAAGAUGAAGCCUCUGCUGCCCAAAAUUCCUAGAGAAUUCCUGUCAUGCUUGAACACACGAAGCUUCAGCUGUCAGACCUACAUGGCAAUUAUUGUGGAGCUAAAUAAUACUUUUGGACUGAUGGACAGUGCGACACAGAGAUCAGUUUUCAAUGACUUCAUUAAUCCAUUCCUGUCACGGCGUCAAAACACAAGUCUCGACUGCACAUUGCCAUCUAACAACAGCGUGAACUUCAUCCUGCAAAACUUUGGCAGCUUCUCUCAGUUUGCGCAACUUCAGUUUUUUACCAAUUUGAGCGUCAAUUUUUCAGCUGUGGAAGCUGUUCCUGUUCUCUCACUGACACAGCUGGGUGAACUGGUGUUCAGUCCUCCUGCUAGACCUGAGGACAGAGUCAACAUCCUCACCAAAGUCUUUGACUUCCUUCUUCAAACCUCUAACCGGGACAAACUGAAUAGCUUCCUACCAGCUCUUCAGACACAGGCCAGAAAAGCAAACUUCAGUUGUGAAAACUACAAAACCAUCUUUGACAGGGUGGAUCAGGCAUUAUUAUCAGUCUCUCCUAACCAGACUGAAGCCAUUCUGACCCUCAGAGACUCACUUAUGAUGAUUCCUCCUGACGAAUGCGUCCAGAGAUCAAGCCAAUGCACAGUGACUCCUGUAAAUGAGACUGUCCUCUGUGCAAAUGUCAACAGCUCUACUGUGGGUCAGGUCUUGAAUGGUCCAAACACAACAUCCUCACUGAAUCUGUGUAACUUCACUGUGAUGGAGUUUGCCUGUCUACCAACGCUGUCACAGGUAAACUCUCAACAACUGGCUGGUCUUUUGGCUUGCAAGCUGAACAGCAAUGUGACUAAAGAGACCUGGAAGCUUUUCUUCAGUAAAACCAGCACAAACCUUGAUGACGCUCUAAUGAAACUUUCUAACAUGACUCUUGGCCCCAGCAAUAUGUCUCUGUCGAAUGUGCUGGAUGUGAUUGCUGACGUCCGCAUUGAUCGCUUUAGUCCUCAGAGACUGAGAGAUCCUGUCUUCAUUCGCUCAUGGUUUCAGAAUAGACUAAAAACUUUCUUGCCAUCAGUAUCCCAAAGUUUCCUGUCCUGUCUCAGCACCAAAAACCUUACCUGUGAAAGUUACAGCACGAUCACUGAAUCUUUUAUCAAUGCACCUCUACAAACUGUACAAGAUGUCUGCAAUCCACCUGUACCCAGUGGCACUCAGAAACAGGAUCAGGUCUACAGGAAUUUCAUGAAAGCUUUCCUCUCACGCAGUGACACCAAUGAUCCCGGGUGCCUUAAAGACUCUGCCAACACCACUCUGUGGGUCAACAGAUACUUUGGGUCGUUCAUUCAGUCUGCUAAUCUGACUGAGCUUUUGGCACUUGACAGUAACUUCAAAACAGUGGAGGUUUUACCUGUUUUGAGUCUAAAUCAACUGAUCGAGUUUUCCCUCACUCCUGGAGCGCUAGCAAAUCCUCAAAGUGCCAUCAAAGUCAUGCAGCUUGUUAAGGAUUGCCAGCUGCCCGCAUUCUUUGACCGCUUUUCCCCCAAAUUAAAUGACAUCCUGCUCACGCCUGAUGUAAAAACAGCACUGAUUAAACAGAUAUUUGACAGAGCCAACCUGUCUGAUCUAAAUGCCACUAAUGGAGAUGUUCUGGUCUGGAUUGAGACUAGACUCCCGCCUCUGUUAUCCAACUUUUCAGAAAGCCUUGUGUCUCCAUUGUUUACCAUCCUCAAUGCAAGGGACUGCAAUAUCACUCAAUCCACACUGAAGCUGUUAGGAGGAGUUGGACCUUCAAUACCCCCAAAUACCAAAAAUGCAAUCUACAAUAGCAUUCUUCAGUCCUUUGGAGGGCCACAGGGUCUGAGAUGCUACAGAAACAACAGCUUCAUGACAUUCCUAAAUCAAAGCCUGUUCAGUUUCGGGCCUCUCCCAAAUCUGACCAUCUUCCUCUCUCUGAUCCCACCUGCUCGGAAUUCUGAGCUUUUAAACUCUUUUGCUCCUUCUGAGCUGGGCGCCUACCUCAGACAGCUGCAAGUGCUGAACAACGAUUCCCAAAUCUGUGUCAUCUUUAACAACUUUACCAGAACCCCUGAUUUCCUGGAGAAUGAGGAUGUUCCAGAUAAUAUUAAGAGCGCCAUACUUCCCUGUGUUUGGCCGAUGGCGUUGACCAGUGACAACCAGACGGAGAUUAAUUUGUGGUUUGAUCGUAGAUUAAAGCUCUAUCUAAAGUUCCUGAACAAAGAUCUAAUAGGGUCAAAAGACACCCUGAGCUCAUCCUGUCUGUCGUACAGGAAAAUGAUCAAUGUUUUGGGCAACAAUUUCACAUUCAACGGUUCUCAGAUUACCAAUAAUGAUGUGUACUCUACCAUCAAGACAUAUCUGAAAGCAGACUCUACACCAAAAUGCUAUGAUGCUUCUAACGCAAAACUGAACUCAACUGCAUGGUUUUCCAACAACAUCGGUACAUUCAUAACUUUCUUGAGUCUGGACGACCUCUACACUUUUGGCUCAGAUAGCGCGAUUCAGAUAUUUACUGUGAACCCAGACAACAUCAAUCUGUUCAGGCAAAACAAACUUCCAAACAAUCUGACCAACCACUACACACAACUCCUCUUUCAACAGAACCCCAGCUUUAAUGUUUUGGAACUACCUACAUUUCUGCAGUGCAGUGCCCCAGCAUCCACCUUCACAAAACUGGACGAGACUCAGACUAACGCUGUUCUUGGAAGCUUCAAAACAUCUUGCUCUGGUGUAGAUCCCACAAUAUCUACUGCACUUGCGGGAAACAUCAAAACCAUCAGUGCUAAUGUCAUUAGCAACAUGGGAAAUGAGAUUGUUGGCCUUACAACGGUACAACUGAGCGCAGCACCUCCAGAAGUCCUCAUCAGUAGUCUUUCAUCUUUGACCACUGUGUCCGGGUGGAGCUUUGGGCAAGCCAAGACUAUCAUAAAAGUGCUUCUUAGUGGUUCAUAUCAGCUCAAUAAUCCCAACAAUUUGGUGAAUCUUGGACCUCUGAUAACAGGAAUCCCUUCAACGGUGCUGACAAGCAUUGACCCAGUCCAAAUUGUCACGAUGACUCAAAACGUACAAUUUGUAAAUAACAUGCUGGCGGCCCCAGAGAUUGUCCAAAAGACUUUUGUAAACCAGAUAAUAAAAGUUAAUUCAGAACCAAGUGUGCUAAUGCAAAACAUUCCCAGUGAAUUGGCCAUUCAAAUCCCAAGAAACCUUCUGGACAUUCCCUCUACUGUAAACACGGCCGUCAUUCAACAGUUUAACAAUAAAAAGUGGAAACCUGAACAGGCAGUUCUGUUCUUUGAUUCUGUUGCAAAUGCCUUCGAUCAAGCUGAUGAUCUGUCAGUGCCAGUUUUGCAAGGAUUUACAUGCUCCCGAGUGCAGACCUUCACCAAAACUAAAAUCCGAGGCCUAAUCAAAGCCUGCCGCCGGAGGCCAAAUAGACAACCAGUGGUACUUAGUGAGACUCAGCUGACUUGCAUGUACAACCUGAUCAGAAGGGACUCACCUCUGGAUUUCUCCAACUAUCAUCCAAAUAUGUUGCUGUACUACAAUUAUGACACCAUCAACAAAACCAUCUGCAGGGACUAUUUCACUGCAGUCGGAGCCGCAGAUCUCUCAACCUUUUCAAGCACACUGAGAGGAAGAAGGGACAUUUUGUGGAGCAAUGCUGUAGAUUGCUUGGCCAUUAACGGAACAAGCAUCCAGAAACAGGAUCUGACAGUGCUGGGCAACUUGGCAUGUGUUGUGAGCAGUGACUACAUUACAAACUCAGAUCCAGAAAUCCUGGAGAAUUUGAAGAACUGCAACGAACUCUCAGUUGCACAAAUAGCAGCCAUGGAAGCUGUUGUCAUGAAGGGAACUACCAAAUAUGGACCAACAAGCAAGUGGAAUCAGAAAACGCUUAACGAUUUGGGAAUUUUGCCAUUGCACUUCUCACAAAACUUUUGGGGAACAUUCCAGCAGACUGAUACAAGCACCUUCUUGAAAAGCUUCCUGAAAUUUCUGCGUGGGCAAAACACACCAAAACUACUCAUGAAAAGGCUGUUUAAAGCAAUCAUUAUACCUGUAAAAAGAGCCAAGAGAGCAGCGGGUGGCUGUACAGCAGGCAACAUCACUAGUGUGUCUAUCAGCGAUGACGCCUUCCCCUUCGGCUAUGAUGAGACUCAGUUCGGCAACUGUCUGAGUGCUGAUGUGGUGAGGGAUAAUCUCGGCAGCCUGUGUGAAAAAAUUGACGAUAGCGGCUUUCAGAGAGUAAUUUUGGACAGACUCAAAGAGAUUUAUCCGAACGGCCUUUCAGACGAUCAGGUGCAGGUGCUGAAGUCCGUGUCCAGGAACGCGUCGCUGGAUGAAGUGAGUAAAUGGAACAUCACUAAAGUCGACACACUGGCUGCGCUCAUGAACGCCAACGAUGGCGAUUGGUCUUCUGAACAGAGCAAGCAGAUCAUUAGCCAUUACCUAAGCGCUGGCAAUAAUCUGACUGCCACUGAGCUCAAUCUGAUUAAAGGACCAAAUCUCUGUUCGAUGGAUACUAGCACAAUAUCAACAAUACUGCCUGAAAGUAUACGGGGCACCGAUGCUUUGAAUGUGUCAAAAUGCUCCUCUGCCAAUAAGCAGGCGCUCUUCACUAUAGCCAGUAAGGCAUUCCCCAUGACAAAAGCCAUUGACACGCGUGCCGCCCUGUCAUCUUACCAGCUCAUUGAACCCUAUCUUGGAGGUGCAGAUCUAGCCUACAUAAGAACUCUGUCAUUAUAUAACAUCAGCAUGAGCCUGUCCACUUUCACCAAUCUGGACCCAAACGUCAUCAAUAGCCUCACUGUGUCAGAUGUUGUGGGUCUUCUUGGUAGCAAUUUGCAAGAUCUAAAAACAUAUGAAAACCAAACAUCCGUGCGAAACUGGAUCUCGUUGCAGUUACAGUCAGAGCUGAAUAAUCUUAAUAUCAGUCUGACCGGAGGAAAGGCGACAGCAGACACAACCACUGCUGCUCCGACUACAGCAAGUAGCACCACUUUGAAUGUCGCAGCUACUACAACUGCCUCUAGUGCUGCUACGAUUGUCACUAGCACAGUUAACAUUACCAUUUCUUCUGGCACUGCCAACACUACUUCAGCCGCUACAGGAGUUGGAUACAGCAUGUCAUUCAGCAUAUUUGUACUCGUUUUUACCAUCAUCAAAGUGGAGAUUAUUUAGCAGCACUGACCUCAGAUCAGCCACACAGUGAUUUAACCAAGAGGAUUCAUCUAGAUCUCUCCUGAAGAUGAUAUAUAUUCAGUUGGGGGCAAAAUUAUUAACCCUCCCCAUGCAAUAUUUAUCCUUUUUUCAAAUAUUUCUUAAGUAGCAUUUUCACAGUAUUUCCUAUAAUAUUUUUUCUUCUGGAGAAAGUCUUAUGUGUUUUAUUUUGGCUGGAUUAAAAGCACUUUUUAUUUUUCUAAUAACUCUUUUAGGUCAAUAUUAUUAGCCUCCUUAAGCUAUUUUUUGAGUGUCAACAGAACAAACCACUGUUAUACAAUAACUUGCCUAAUUAAACUAGUUAAGCCUUUAGACGUCACUUUAAGCUGUAUAGAAGUGUCUUGAAAAAUAUCUAGUCAAAUAUUAUUUACUGUCAUCAUGGCAAAGAUAAAAUAAUUCCGUUAUUAGAAAUGUGUUAUUAAAACGAUUAUGUUUAGAAAUGGAUUGAAAAUUAGGGAAAUUGGGGGAAAAUAUAAACAUUUUAAUUUAACAGGCUAACAGGAACAGGAACAGGAAGGCUAAUACUUCUGACUUAUCAACUGUAUAUGGUUAUAAUCACAUUUAUUUUUCAUCUGUUUUAUUCAAUGAAGUGAUUUUUAAAGUAUAUUAACAUCAUUCCUAUAUGGCAUUAUAAUUGAGGUGUAUAAACAGAAUUGUUGCACUAAUAUCCAAAGCAAAGGACACUGCAUGUAGCAUCUAGAUUUAAAUCUUUAUUCGAUUCCCUGCAUCUAAAGCUUCUAUAUUUAAGUGUUUCUAACAUUGAGAACCGUCAUAAAUGCUAUUGCUUUAUUUAAAAUAUGACACAAUGGGAAGUUGUUCUAUGACUUGUACCUGUUUUGUGAUCAAAAACAAUGUCAUGUAAACAUAAAGAAGUGAAUAAAAGGUACUCUGAUGAACAAAUAAA